CUUGUUGAUUCAUCUAAAACUCUUUGGUUUGUACAUGCAGCAUAUGUUCGUGAGUUUUGUAAUGUUGAACUUAAACGCGAGAUAGAUUAAUAAAACAUGUCUGAAGAGGAGGUAUGUAAAGAAGAACUUAAAGAGAUUGACAUAUGUGACAAUAACGUCUCAGAAGAAGAGAGUGGAGUUUUCCUCAACUCAGAUGCGUCGUAUAUUGACGGCUUUUCGGCUUUCCACAGAUGGGUUUCAAAUAGACGUUUAUCCUCAGAUGGAAAUUAUGAAGACGAUGAGCAGAGAGCGUCCCGGGCAUCAUCUAUUGUGGAUUGUCUGUUAGUGGAGCUUUAUGACACAUACAGCAGUAACGGUUUCAGAGGUGUAGACAGCUCCACCGAAGCUUCCAGUUCAGAUGCUUUCCUCGGGCGAAGUAACACCGGCGCGAACUUUCUGCAAGAACUUCAGGAGAAACACACGAGACGCCAUCAGAUGAAAUAUCUCUCUCAAAAAGGUCCAGAGGAACUAAAGUGGAUUAUUCAGGAGGUGAAAUACCGUAUUGGGGUCCAGUCUGCCAAACUGGUGCGUCAGGUGAAGAGAAAGGACAGACUACAGCAGAAAGUACAGAAGAACUUUGAUAUAGUAACUGCCUGUCUUCAAGCUGUCUCUCAGAAAAGACGGGUCGACACCAGGUUGAAGUUCACUAUCGAACCAUCUCUUGGCAAGAAUGGAUUUCAACAAUGGUAUGAUUCCCUAAAAGCUGUGGCGAGGCUUCCAGCUGGCAUUCCCAAAGAAUGGAGGAAGAGGGUAUGGCUGACAUUAGCCGAUCAGUACCUUCACAGCAUCUCCAUUGACUGGGAGAAAACAAUGAGGUUUGCUUUCAAUGAUCGCAGCAAUCCAGAUGAUGACUCACUGGGAAUACAAAUAGUAAAGGACUUGCAUCGGACGGGCUGCAGUUCCUACUGUGGCCAGGAGGCCGAACAGGACCGGGUGGUUUUAAAGCGGGUACUGCUGGCAUACGCCCGCUGGAACAAGACUGUCGGCUAUUGCCAGGGCUUUAAUGUUCUGGCUGCCCUCAUCCUGGAGGUCACAGAGGGACAUGAAGGAGAUGCAUUAAAGGUGAUGAUAUAUUUGAUCGAUAAGGUGCUUCCUGAAAGCUACUUUGCCAAUAACCUGCGUGCACUCUCGGUGGACAUGGCCGUGUUCAGGGAUCUGCUACGAAUAAAGCUUCCAGAACUUUCUCAGCAUCUUAACCAUCUCCAGAAAGUAGCCAAUCGGGAAGGAGGAGGCAGCUAUGAGCCACCACUCACUAACGUCUUCACCAUGCAGUGGUUUCUUACCAUGUUCGCCACCUGUCUGCCCCACCACACCGUCCUGAAGAUCUGGGACUCUGUGUUUUUUGAGGGGUCGGAAAUGCUGCUUCAUGUAGCUCUGGCCAUUUGGGCCAAACUCGGAGAGAGGAUUGAGGAGUGUCAGACCGCUGAUGAGUUUUAUAGUACAAUGGGCUGCCUGACACAGGAAAUGCUGGAGCACAACCUGAUUGACUCUAAUGAACUUAUGCAGAAUGUCUACUCCAUGGCUCCCUUCCCAUUCCCCCAACUGACUGAACUCAGGGAGAAAUACACAUAUAACAUCACCCCAUUCCCUGCGCCUGUCAGAGCUAUCAGCAGUCAGGUACUCAAUGGAUGGGAGAGUGAUGAUGAUGUCGACAUGGAUGAUGAAGAUCCCAUCAUUACUGCUCUUGGCUGCCUGGGGCCUCUGGGUGGACUUCUGGCACCUGAGAUCCAGAGAUACCAAAAACAUCUUAAAGAUCAGAAAGCAGUGCAGAGCUCUCACGGAAGUAACAUGGCCGAGCUCAGUCCCGGGGCAGUGGGUACGGGACGGGCGGAGCAUCAGGCUGCCAUCAACAGUAUGAUGCUGGAGCGCAUGAGCACCGACAUCAACGCGCUGAAAAAACAAUACUCGCGUAUCAAACAAAAACAACAGCAGCAAGCCGGUCUACUCUACAUUCAUACAGGACUUCCAGUGGAAGCUGAAACUAUUGAACCACAUCAACCCAUUAAAGCCCAGAAGCACCACCCUGGUACUGAUCAUCAUGGGUCAACUUCAUUAGAUAUGCUAGAUAAAUGUCCAGCCACCAGUAUCCUUUCCUCGCAACUCGGUCCCUCCACUGUGGUUAACCAUCUUUUCCUGGGUAGGAAGCCCAGGCCUGGUCAGCAGUCUUCCAAGAAUAGUAUCAUACAUAAUGGAGGACUGCACCCUGUGCCCCAAGCCCACUCUUCCCCAUGCCACAGCCAGACGUCCAGGGCCAGGCUCAAUUCCCCUUGGCGCAGCCAUGUGCGCACCCACCGGAGAAACAUCGCUAGAGCUCGGGCCCAGCUCGGCUUUGAUGAUUCUCUAGAACUAGAUGAUGACGAAACUCCUGUGAGCAAAACAGAAGAGGAAGCAGAGAGAAAAGGGGAGGAAGAAGAGGUAAAAACCAAAGAGGAUGAAAAACAGACUGCAUGUGAAGAGCAGGAGAAGGUAAAGACAUCUGAACAGGUGACCAGCAUGGCUAGAAGCUCAGAUGUUUCUCUGCAAGACCACAGCUCUGGAGAAGAAGAGGAGAAGGUCCAACAAAUAGAGAACAAGCUGUCUUCUCUGGAGCUGAAACCUUUACCAGAACCAACCUCAAAUGAACCAGAGGCAAAGACACCACCUCCAAAACCCCAGCCAAAGACGGAGUCCAACCAAAAUGAUCUUCACCCACUCCCAUCCACCUGUAAUCAAGCUUCAGACUCUUCUAGCUCCGAAAGUGGAAGAAGCCCCUCAACCUUAGCAGGGGAACCCCCAAAACCACAGCAGAUCUUUUCUCCUUUCCCCUGCAUCAAAACACCUCGCAAGUCUGUUGCUGCAAGAAACCUGGGGCUGUACGGUCCAACCGCCAGAACUCCAAAUGUGCACUUUCCCCAGAUGAGUAGAAGUAUAAACCGUGUAGGAAGCACUACCAAGCGACGCUAAUGGGUUGUCUCCUACAGACAAGCACUUAUAAAAUAAAGCUACUGUACUCUUUAUAUCAAUAUUCUACAGCUGUCAUGCAAGCACAUGCAUAACUCCAGUAUGCUUCCAGCACAUUUUCUAAAAGCUGAUCACUGUACGAAUUCACGAAGGUUAUAUUUAUUUUUUGUACGAGACCCUCCCAGAAGAGAAUAAUGUCCAAAAGUUGUGCUUGAAGGGUUUAAUAAAGUCUUAUAAAAGAAUCUUUGCUGCAUCUUCAAGCCACCAGUAUUUACAAGAUGCAAUAUGUUUACUCGUAUGUGCUGUAUCUUUAAGAUAAAAGCCACGCAAUGACAUUUAUGUAACAACUCACAUUUUACUGACUGCUGGUAACUAUUAUACAGUUCAAGAGGUUAAACACUCUUAUCCCACAAUGUCUAAGCUGUGAGAUUCUUGGAUUUAAAAGCAAUUGUCCAUGGCCACUUGAUUUAGUUCCUUUGUGCCCUGUGCCAGAAACAAUUCUUAACUGUUUUCAGUUUAUUGUAAUCUUUUACAACUAUGUACUUUUCUUGUCACUUUUACUUUGUUUUUCCUUCUUUAGUAAACUGUGUUCCGUUUUGUUGCCAUCUGACUUUUCUCUAAAGAAGUGAAUGAAAGUUAUCACUUGUUUUGAAAUGUCUGUUCUGAAUACUCCUGCUACUGAAAGUCCUUCAGCAUAUAAAGUUUUGGGUGACUUAGAGAUGAGAUUGACAUACAUAAUCCCCACAGUGAAUUAAACACAUGCAAGUAUGGAAAAAGCUUGCAGUAUUUCA
Paramisgurnus dabryanus is the source of this 3770-nucleotide messenger RNA. RefSeq names its product TBC1 domain family, member 30 (gene tbc1d30). Gene Ontology annotation, cellular component: endoplasmic reticulum. The record is from RefSeq and is a predicted model, not a curated record. NCBI's taxonomy places the organism in Eukaryota, Metazoa, Chordata, Actinopteri, Cypriniformes, Cobitidae.